UCACGGCUCCGCUCGCAGGUGACGUCACCUGUCCCGCAGCCCGUCGACGUCGACGGCGUGGGCCCCGAGCACGGCGCUCCGGCAAAAGCAGGCGGCCACGGCGCGGACGGCGGGUCGGCGCAUGCGCAGUGGCCGCGCCAGUCGUGGAGUGCGGCUGACCGCGGAGGGUGUGCUCUCGGCGAAAGCUCCUCUGAUGAGCUUGGAAUGGGUGCGAGAAGGGAAGAGUGCAGCUUGGUACUCAUAAACUGGUCGCCGCUCGUGCCGACGCGGCACAUUGUGGUGACGUGCGCCGCCAUCCUCUUCAUCUGCAUCGGGUCAGUGUCACCCCUAGAGGUCACAGAUCGUCAGGGGCGCAUAGGGGAGCCGCUCAACUGCUACUCGUGCCACUCACAGACCACUGGUGAGGCCUGUAAGGACGGCACUCUCAUCCAGAACAAGACCGAGUGGCAGGCCCAGUGCUCCGCCAAGCACACAGCCUGCAUGGUCAGGGUCUACAAAUCAUCGAGCACUGUGAAUAAGUCGGAAGCGCACACCAGCAUCUGGUCCGUUGAACGCGCAUGCGCGGAAGAGUGCGAACCAGACUGUUUAACUAUCGGCGAACGCACCAAGAUCAUAUCAUGUAUAUCUUGCUGCACCGAGGACCUGUGCAACUAUGCAGAUGGUGCAGCCACCUGGCGACAAAUUACUCAAGCUUUACUUUGGGUGGCAAUGACGAUAGCGCUCGUGUUGCAAUAUGACGCGCGUGGUGGCUGCUGAGCAGGUUAAGUGCAAUGAACAGACGGGUGCUCUCUGUGCCGCGCGUCAGUGGACGAUGAUUCGUGCUUCGAACACGCCCAGUGUACUGUGAAUAAUUGCGUGGUCUGAGUCUCGUCUUUUGUGACGAAGCGCUCUAACCUAUGCAAGCAAGAGCCUCGAAAUGUAGAGACUUGCGCGCCGCCCAGUUGCGUUGCGGUUCUGUCUGUUGCGCUCUUGUGGUGUGCUCCUGUGACGCGCUCUUUCCCGUUGCGCUGUUUUGUCGUUUGCUUCGUGCCAUAUUGGCGGCGGCAAAACAGCCUUCAAAACGUUGGGAGCCGGAACGGUUUCUGAUCUGGCUUUUACCACGAGACGUUGUACAUGGCUACUGCUGAAUUUUCGUAAAGCUGGGGAGGGGGGACACUGUUUACCUCCCUCUGUUCCCAUGCCGCUGCAUCGCGAUCAUGUUUUUUGUGGAUAUAUAUAUAUAUAUAUA
Messenger RNA from Pollicipes pollicipes, 1228 nucleotides. RefSeq lists its product as uncharacterized. The coding region runs from base 205 to 756 and encodes 183 amino acids. Lineage: Eukaryota; Metazoa; Arthropoda; Thecostraca; Pollicipedomorpha; Pollicipedidae. The transcript is spliced from 3 exons. The record is from RefSeq and is a predicted model, not a curated record.